Eufriesea mexicana is the source of this 1595-nucleotide messenger RNA. RefSeq names its product bZIP transcription factor crc (gene crc). Gene Ontology annotation, cellular component: nucleus. Gene Ontology annotation, molecular function: RNA polymerase II transcription regulatory region sequence-specific DNA binding; DNA-binding transcription activator activity, RNA polymerase II-specific. Gene Ontology annotation, biological process: regulation of transcription by RNA polymerase II. Bases 232 to 1308 code for a protein of 358 amino acids. The transcript is spliced from 3 exons. The record is from RefSeq and is a predicted model, not a curated record. Lineage: Eukaryota; Metazoa; Arthropoda; Insecta; Hymenoptera; Apidae.
CUCAUUUGCCAUCCAUGUAUCAAGGCGGAAAGACGUUUGAAUUUUCUAAACAUUUCACAUCACGGACAAGAUGAGUCAGUAGUUUACGAAGCAGUUUGCACACGCAAGUGUGCCAAUACAACUAAUUAAUCAUGGAAGCCAAUAUGGCGCUCAUUUUGAGCUGCGUCGCACAGACGACACAAAUUUCUUUUCAUCCUUUUUUGAUAAACCUUGAUUGGGAUUGCGUUGAUAAUGGCAUCCACUCAAGACCAGGAAAUGUGGCUGUGGAAAUUCGAGCCAGUGUCCCCUAAUGGGACAUUGUCGAAUGAAUUUGAAGAUGAUUGGUUCUUAUUUGAUGAUAAAUCUGUAGAUCCUACUAAAAAAGUUGUUGAAUCUGUUAUGUACGAGGAACAUCCUACUCGUGCACAGGUGGCCACAAAACUUUUGGAAAAAUUAGAUGAAUGGAUUAAAGAAGAACCCUUUUCAGAUUGGUUAGAGGAGAAGAUAGAAUUACCUAUUUUUGAAGAGCUACCAAUUGCUGAGAAUGGACAAAUCAAGUCAACAACAUAUAAUGAAAUUACAAAAGCUCCCCAACAAGAUGAUACCCAAACUCUAUUGCAAGAAUUUGAAACUGUUCUGGGAGAUGUGGAAGCUUGUCAUCAAAUAGUCCCUUCAUCAAGUUCCACUCUUACACCUCCUCAAUCACCUCCACCACAUAAACCAUUAAAUGUGGAUACCCAGUUACUUGUUACUUUACAACCUGUACAACCGUUGUAUUCUAAUCAACAUUCCAUGUAUGGUAUGGUAGUUCCAGAGGAGAAAUCAUAUGUAAAUGAAGUACCUGUACAAUGGAAUACGAAAAAUGUACCAUUGGAUCCAUUAAACACAGAUGUUGCACAUGAUUUAGCUGUGGUGGACGAAUAUGUACGUUUAUAUACAGAAGAUAUUCCACCAUCUAGUCCUUGUACAAGCUCUGGUGGUAGUUACAUUUCAUCGGAAGAUUCCAUGGAUGAUCCAGAUUGGGUUUUAGAAUCCGGAAAGAAAGGAACAAAACAAUCUACGUGUAUUACAGCAAAACAUCGGCAAAAACCUUAUUCUCGUCCGUCAAUCGAGGAUAAAAAGGUGCGGAAAAAAGAACAAAACAAAAAUGCAGCAACACGAUACAGGCAAAAGAAGAAGCAAGAAAUUAAAGAAAUAAUAGGCGAAGAACGUGAACUUACUGAAAAUAACGAAAAAUUAAAAAAUCAAGUAACAGAUUUACAACGAGAAAUUGGGUACUUAAAGGGUUUGAUGAGGGAUUUAUUUAGAGCUAAGGGUCUUAUCAAAUAAUCCAUUUAUCUAUCAACCAUAGUUAUAUUUACUCAUUUUUAUUAAAUUAAUUAAUGUAAUUUUUGACACUAACUACUUUACAAUAAUACUAAUAAUAUGUUGUAGUAUAUAGACUUAGAUUAAUGAUUGUUAUUUUUUUCUCUUUAACUAGCUCACAUAAUGAAUAUGAAUAUGAAUCUAAGAUCUAUCACAGCUUCUUAGUAGGACUACAGAAUUGUCAUUACGUAAUUCAUAAAUUAUGUACCAUCUCCCAACUCGUUCGUGGUCCAUUGAAAAUUGGCAAACAA